Molecule: messenger RNA, 1142 nt
Organism: Loxodonta africana (African savanna elephant)
Lineage: Eukaryota; Metazoa; Chordata; Mammalia; Proboscidea; Elephantidae
Product: olfactory receptor 52K2-like
Biological process (GO): G protein-coupled receptor signaling pathway
Cellular component (GO): plasma membrane
Molecular function (GO): olfactory receptor activity; G protein-coupled receptor activity
Source: RefSeq, a predicted model, not a curated record
GGAAACAUGACUUAUUACGUUUCUCCAUGGACAUUGGGAUUAUUUUCCAAUUUCUUUUACGGUCUAGAAAUGGGAACAAGUGCUAAUACUUCCACAUGGGUGAUGAGAGUUUGAACUUGAACCCUGUGCUUCUGCUGACCCUAGAUACUCUCUAGGAAUCCUGUGGAAGUAGGCAAGAAAGAAGAGAAUUCCCAGUGGAUAUGUCAGCCUCCAAUAUGACCUCAACUCAUCCAUCUGCCUUCUUGUUGAUGGGGAUCCCAGGCCUGGAGCACCUGCACAUCUGGAUCUCCAUUCCCUUCUGCUCAGCCUAUACACUGGCCCUGCUAGGCAACUGCACCCUGCUCUUCAUCAUCCGCUCUGAUGCAGCCCUCCAUGAGCCCAUGUACCUCUUCCUGGCCACGUUGGCAGCCAUUGACCUGGUUCUGUCCUCUACAACACUGCCCAAAAUGCUUGCCAUAUUCUGGUUCAGGGAUAGGAAGAUCAACUUCUAUGCCUGCCUGGUUCAGAUGUUCUUUCUUCACUCCUUCGCCAUCAUGGAGUCAGCAGUGCUGCUGGCCAUGGCCUUUGAUCGCUAUAUGGCCAUCUGCAAGCCCCUGCACUACACCAUGGUGCUGACUGGGCACCUAAUCAGGAUUGUCAUGGCUGCUGUACUCCGAGCUGUGACACUAAUGACCCCACUCCCUUUCCUGCUCAAAUUCUUCCACUACUGCCAAGGCCCAGUGAUUGCCCACUGCUACUGUGAACACAUGGCUGCAGUAAGGCUGGCCUGUGGAGACACACGCUUCAACAAUAUCUAUGGCAUUGCUGUGGCCAUGUUUAUUGUGGUAUUGGAUCUGCUGUUUGUUAUCUUAUCUUACAUCUUUAUCCUUUGGGCAGUUCUACAGCUUGCUUCUCAGGAGGCUCGCUAUAAGGCAUUUGGGACAUGUGUCUCUCACAUAGGUGCCAUUCUAGCCUUCUACACACCUGUGGUCAUCUCCUCAGUCAUGCAUCGUGUGGCCCGCCGGGCUCCUCCCCAUGUCCACAUUCUUCUUGCUAACUUCUAUCUGCUUUUCCCACCCAUGGUCAACCCUAUCAUCUAUGGUGUCAAGACAAAGCAGAUUCGUGAGCAAGUCAUAGGACUAUUCCUGAGAAAGGAUGUGUAA